Molecule: messenger RNA, 534 nt
Organism: Lycium barbarum (goji berry)
Lineage: Eukaryota; Viridiplantae; Streptophyta; Magnoliopsida; Solanales; Solanaceae
Product: alcohol-forming fatty acyl-CoA reductase-like
Exons: 3
Coding region: 1-534 (177 amino acids)
Biological process (GO): long-chain fatty-acyl-CoA metabolic process; suberin biosynthetic process
Cellular component (GO): intracellular membrane-bounded organelle
Molecular function (GO): alcohol-forming very long-chain fatty acyl-CoA reductase (NADP+) activity
Source: RefSeq, a predicted model, not a curated record
AUGGUUGUGAACUCAGUUAUCGCGGCUAUGGUAGCCCAUAGAACUCCAUCUUCCCUUACAGCUGUUUACCAUAUUAGCUCCUCAAGAAGGAAUCAACUCAAAAUUGAUGAUAUUAUACAAAUUGGCGUUGAUUACUUCAAGAAGAAUCCAUGGAUUGACGAAAGAGGAAAGCUAGUCAGAGCGAAGAAAGUUCAUGUACUCGACAGCAUGGCUAGCCUUCGUAGAUACAUAGCAAUCCAUUACAUGCCACUAUUAACGAUAUUAAAGUGGGCAAACUUGAUACUUUGCCAACAUUUGCAAGACCUGCAUCCGGACUUAGAAAGAAGGAUCAAUCAUGCCAUUCGACUAGCUGAACUCUACAGGUCCUACUUGUUCUUCAAAGGAGUUUUAAAUGAUACCAAUGCUGAAAUGUUGCGAAUGGCAACAAGAGAAAGUAAUGUAGAUGAUACAUUUAACUUUGACCCAACAACUAUUCAGUGGGAAAAAUACUUCAAGGAAAUCCAUAUUCCAGGAGUAGUGAAGUACCUUUUCUAA